GCCGGCCCUUCGCAGAGCAACGGGGCCGGGGGCGGCAAGCAGAGUAAGCAAGAAAUUCACAGAAGGUCCGCUCGGCUCAGAAAUACCAAGUACAAAUCUGCUCCAACCGCUGAAAAGAAAGUUUCCACCAAAGGAAAAGGGAGAAGACAUAUUUUUAAGUUAAAAAAUCCUAUCAAAGCUCCUGAAUCUGUUUCUACCAUAGUCACUGCAGAGUCAAUCUUCUACAAGGGAGUAUAUUACCAAAUUGGUGAUGUCGUUUCUGUGAUUGACGAGCAAGAUGGGAAGCCAUACUACGCUCAGAUCAGGGGCUUUAUUCAGGACCAGUAUUGUGAGAAGAGUGCUGCGCUGACAUGGCUCAUCCCUACCCUCGCCAGCCCCAGAGACCAGUUUGAUCCUGCUUCAUACAUAAUCGGGCCAGAGGAAGAUCUUCCAAGGAAGAUGGAGUACCUGGAAUUUGUCUGCCACGCGCCUUCUGAGUAUUUCAAGUCAAGGUCAUCACCAUUUCCCACAGUUCCUACCCGACCAGAGAAGGGCUACAUAUGGACUCAUGUUGGACCUACUCCUGCAAUAACUAUUAAGGAAACAGUUGCCAACCACUUGUAGUUACAAAACCAAACCUGGGGCAUCCCUACUUAGCAGGUAUAAAGCUUCAGUUUUAAUCCUAGAACAUACAUACGUGUCCCAAAAUAAAGCCAGACUUCCAGUUUUCUUAUAACAAGAUAUGCCA
Grammomys surdaster is the source of this 727-nucleotide messenger RNA. RefSeq names its product GATA zinc finger domain-containing protein 1. The annotation marks the transcript as partial. The record is from RefSeq and is a predicted model, not a curated record. Gene Ontology annotation, cellular component: nucleus. NCBI's taxonomy places the organism in Eukaryota, Metazoa, Chordata, Mammalia, Rodentia, Muridae. The transcript is spliced from 5 exons. Gene Ontology annotation, biological process: chromatin organization.